UCCACUUUCAGGAAGAGAGGGGCCAGUAGUCGCACUGUGUUUUUUUAAUUUAUUUUAAAUUACUUAUUCGCCGCCGCCGUCAUGGCAGCGGCCUCGGUGAUGUGGCGGUGGUUUAGGCAGCAGAUGGCAGCAAUGCGGGAGAUCUGCCGGCAUUAUCCGCUGUUUUGCUUCAUCUUGCUUUCCCUUACUCUGUCCACCAUCCUGCUAUACAGAUACCUCCAUAUUUUUAUGAUCUUCUGGUCAUUUGUGGCGGGUGUUGUUACAUUCUAUUGCCUUUUGGAGCGGGAUACAUUACUCCCAAAUAUUCUAUUUCACAUAAACUACAAGCCCAAGAAGCUGGAAUUGCAAGAACUUUUCCCACAAGGUCAUAGCUGUGCAGUGUGUGGCAAGGUUAAGUGCAAAAGGCAUAGACCUACUCUUCAGCUGGAAAAUUAUCAGCCAUGGCUAGAUCUGAAAGUGCCUUCAAAAGUGGAUGCGUCUCUCUCAGAGGUAUUUGAACUAGUGCUGGAAAACUUUGUUUAUCCUUGGUAUCGGGAAGUAACAGAAGAUGAGUCUUUCGUAGAUGAAAUAAGGCUGGCUUUACGAUUCUUUGCAUCUGUUCUAGUAAGAAGAAUACAAAAGUUGGAUGUUCCAUCACUUAUCACAAAGAAAUUAUUGCAAGCUGCAAUGAAGCACAUUGAAAUUAUUGCAAAAGCAAGGCAAAAAGGUAAAAAUUCUGAGUACCUACAACAGGCUGCUUUGGAGGAAUAUGGGCCUGAUCUCCAUGUUGCACUGAGAAGUCGCAGAGAUGAGAUGUCCUACCUCAGAAAACUUACUGAGCUUCUAUUUCCUUUUAUCUUGCCACCGAAAGCAACAGACAGCAGACCGUUGACAUUGUUGUUAAGAGAAAUCCUAUGUGGAUCCGUGUUUUUGCCUGCAUUAGAUUUCCUGGCAGAUCCAGAUAAUGUGAACAGACUGCUUCUUAUCUUCAUAGACGAUAGUCCGCCAGAAGAAGCAACUGAGCCAGUUUCAAAUCUAGUACCGUUUCUCCAAAAAUUUGCAGAGCCAAAAAACAAGAAUCCUUCAGUGCUGAAACUUGAAUUGAGAGAAAUCCGGUCCGAGCAGGAUCUUUUAUUCCGUUUCAUGAAGUUUUUAAAACAGGAGGGAGCAGUACAUGUUUUACAAUUUUGCUUGACAGUGGAAGAAUUUAAUGACAAAAUUCUCAGACCUGAGUUAUCGGAUGAUGAAAUGCUGUCUCUGCAUGAAGAGGUGAAGAUUAUAUAUCGCACAUACUGCCUGGAAGAAAGCCUUGAUAAAAUAAGUUUUGAUCCUUUCAUUGUUGAGGAAAUUCAAAAUGUUGCUGAAGGUCCUUACAAAGAGGUAGUGAAACUACAAACAAUGCGCUGCCUUUUCGAGGCUUAUGAGCAUGUGCUUUCCCUCUUGGAAAAUGUCUUUACACCUAUGUUUUGUCACAGUGAUGAGUAUUUCAGGCAGCUCCUGGAAGGUGCAGAGUCUCCAACACGCAGCUCAAAAUUUAACAGAAAUAGCCUGAGUUUGGAUGAUAUCCGGACUACUCAAAAAAGGGGAGGAGAACCCUCAGGAAUUGGAAAAAUAGGCCAUAGAAUAAAAGGAGUGUUUAAGAGUUCAACAAUGGAGGGUGCUAUGCUGCCUAACUAUGCAUUGACAGAUGGAGACGAUGUGAUUGAAGAAGGUAUUAUGGUAUCAGAAGAUGAUUCCCCAGUGGAGGUUCUUACUGCAACAACACCAAACACACCACGCAAUCUCUCCGCCUGGAAAAUCAGUAUACCAUAUGUGGACUUUUAUGAUGAUACUUACCUUGAAAAGAGAGACAGAAAAGAGAGAAUUCCUGUGUAUUGUAUAGAUGUGGAGCGGAAUGAUAGAAUAGCAGUGGGCCAUGAAGCUGAACACUGGUCAGUGUGCAGAAAGUACAUUGAAUUUUAUGUGCUGGAAUCAAAGCUCACUGAAUUCCAUGGUUCUUUUCCUGAUGCACAACUUCCUUCAAAAAGAAUAAUUGGACCAAAAAAUUAUGAAUUUCUAACAUCCAAGAGAGAAGAAUUUCAGGAAUACUUACAGAAUCUUUUACAACAUCCAGAGCUAAGUAAUAGCCAACUGUUAGCAGAUUUUUUAUCCCCCAACAGUUUGGAAACACAGUUUCAUGACAAGAUCUUACCAGACGUGAACUUUGGGAAAAUGAUCAAAUCAGUUCCAGGAAAGCUCAUUAAAGAGAAAGGACAACAUUUGGAGCUAUUUAUCAUGACUUUUAUAAACUCCUGUGAAUCUCCAAAACCCAAACCAAGUCGACCGGAACUGACAAUUCUUAGUCCCACCUCUGAAAAUAAUAAAAAGCUCUUCAAUGAUCUUUACAAGAACAAUGCCAAUCGAUCUGAGAAUACAGAAAGAAAGCACAAUCAAAACUACUUUAUGGAAGUGAUGACUGUAGAGGGUGUUUAUGAUUAUCUAAUGUAUAUUGGACGUGUUGUCUUCCACAUGCCUGACUGGUUUCAUCAUUUGUUGAUGGGUGGACGAAUUCUUUUCAAAGAAACACUUGAGACCUACACAGACUACUAUCUACAACGUAAACUGGGCCAAUUAAUUCAGGAGCAUCGUUUGGUUUCACUGAUUACACUACUUAGAGAUGCCGUGUUCUGUGAAACUACAGAACCAAGAUCUUUAAAUGCUAAACAGAAACGAGCAAAGUUGACCUUUGAGGAAAUGAUGCGUUACAUUCCAGACUUAAUAGGGAAGUGUAUAGGCGAUGACGCAAAAUAUGAAGGUAUUAGACUACUGUUCGAUGGUCUUCAGCAGCCAGUACUGAACAAGCAGCUAUCUUAUGUUCUUCUGGAUAUUGUCAUGUUGGAAAUUUUCCCAGAGCUCAGCAAGUCACAGAAGGAGGUUUUGGCUGCACCAUCCUGGGUUUGAGGAAAAAGAAGGGGGGAGAGCGAACUUUGUGAAAACAAGCUUUAUCAAGCCAGGACAGCAACGUCAACAAAACAUUUCCCUAACCUGAACUUUACCAGAGUCUGUGACUUCUACUUUACAGAAAAGAAAUUGUGAUAGCACGCACACAAUGAAAACUGUGCUGUCUUUUCUCUCCUUAGGAAAGGAAUGCUGCAUGAUGCUGUGGCAACCUGCACUUGCUAAGAGUGUAAUAUACUGUAUUAAUAAAGUGGAGAAUUUUCUUUGUACAUUACUUUGUAAAUAUUUCCAGUGUGUAUAUCCUACUCAACUACUGAUAGAAUAAAGUUACAGUGACAAUUUAA
Molecule: messenger RNA, 3260 nt
Organism: Pelobates fuscus (common spadefoot toad)
Lineage: Eukaryota; Metazoa; Chordata; Amphibia; Anura; Pelobatidae
Gene: SNX14
Product: sorting nexin 14
Exons: 29
Coding region: 82-2919 (945 amino acids)
Biological process (GO): autophagosome maturation
Cellular component (GO): late endosome
Molecular function (GO): phosphatidylinositol-3,5-bisphosphate binding
Source: RefSeq, a predicted model, not a curated record